Messenger RNA from Colletotrichum orchidophilum, 1590 nucleotides. Its product is annotated as cytochrome P450. The transcript is spliced from 2 exons. Gene Ontology annotation, molecular function: iron ion binding; monooxygenase activity; heme binding. The record is from RefSeq and is a predicted model, not a curated record. Lineage: Eukaryota; Fungi; Ascomycota; Sordariomycetes; Glomerellales; Glomerellaceae. The coding region runs from base 1 to 1590 and encodes 529 amino acids.
AUGACGCUUCUCUUGUCGCCCGUAGUCAUAUACGCGCUUCCGGUGCUGGUGGUCUGUUACAUCGUCUCAUCUUUCCUCGCCCGCCGCCGCAUUGUUCUAUUUGCCGAGACAAACGGCGCGACCUUCCCCAAGCACUUCUCCUCGAAGCUCCCCCUUGGCAUCGACUAUGUCUGGCGCGCCCUCAAGGUGGUGCGCAAGGGCGGCGAUAUCCUCGACGAUGUCAUUGGCGCAAAGUUUGCGCAAAACGGCGACACAUUUAGCAACACGGGCUUCUUCGGCCCGGCUGAAGUGUAUACCAUUGACCCGGUCAAUAUCCAGGCUAUCCUAGCGACGAAGUUCCGCGACUUCGAGCUCGGCCCGCGCAGAAUCGCGCAGUUCAAGCCGCUCGAGGGCAACAACAUCUUCACGGCCGACGGCGCCUUCUGGGAGCACUCGAGAGCGCUGUUCCGGCCGCAGUUCUCGCGGGAGAACAUCAACGACCUCGAGGGUACAGAACGUGCAGUGCAAGCUUUGUUCCGGGCCCUGCCUCUUGUCGGCAAGCAGGCGGGGGACGGUGCCUUAUCCGUUGACAUUAUGCCCCUGCUCUUCCGCUUCACGCUCGAUACGUCGACCGGCUUCCUCUUUGGGGAGAGCGUUGACUCCCAGAUGGCCGCUGCGACGGGCAAGACGUCGACGACAAGCGCGGCGACGGCCAUGGCGGCCGACCAGGCAGGGAGCGACAUGUCCUUCGCCUCGGCGUUCCACGAGGCGCAAAUGUACAUCAUCAUGCGUGUGCGGUUGCAGGGGCUGUACUUCCUCGCACCUAGCGGCGUGGGCAAGAAGUCCAUAGACUACAUCCGCAGGUACGUCGACCAUUACGUCCAGCUGGCGCUCAAGCGCGCGAAGCCGUCGGCGGACAAGUUUAGUCUGCUGGACACGCUCGUGGAGCAUACGCGGGACCGCGGGGAGCUGCGGGACCAGAUUCUCGGGCUGCUGCUCGCAGGGCGGGAUACCACGGCGUCGCUGCUCUCGUGGGUGCUGAUGAUGCUCGCGCGGCACCCGGCCGUGUUGGAGAGGCUUCGGGCCGAGGUGGUGGAGGACUUUGGGGAGUAUACCGAGAAGCCCGAGGGAAUCGACUUUGCAAGGCUCAAGGCGUCGCGGUAUCUUCAGUUUGUGCUGCGCGAGACGUUGCGGUUGUACAAUGUCGUGCCGCUCAACAGCCGGAUCGCGGCGCGGGAUACAGUCUUACCGAGGGGUGGUGGUGCUGACGGUACGUCGCCGGUCGUGGUCUUGAAGGGGCAGACGGUCAACUUUUCGCCGUAUCUGCUGCAUCGGCGGGCGGAUAUCUGGGCGGAUGCAAUGGAAUUCAAGCCUGAGCGGUGGGAGGGCGUCCGGUUGGAUUGGAAUUAUAUCCCGUUUAGUGGUGGGCCGAGGAUCUGCUUGGGACAACAAUUCGCCCUCACCGAAUCUGCGUAUCUCUUGGUGAGACUGCUGCAGAGGUUUAAGAGUAUAGAAUGGGUUGGGCCACAAGGAAAGCCAAGAAAGGAUAUCCACUUCACUAUGGCCCCCAGAGAUGGAGUCAAUGUCAGGAUCCGGUACGCUGAAUCAUAG